Molecule: messenger RNA, 1185 nt
Organism: Opisthocomus hoazin
Lineage: Eukaryota; Metazoa; Chordata; Aves; Opisthocomiformes; Opisthocomidae
Source: RefSeq, a predicted model, not a curated record
AUGGCUGCACGCACCGUGUGUCGGGACAGGGCGUCUGAAUUCGGGCUGAGCUGCCCCAACGUCACCUUUGUCCUCCCAGGAAAGCCGGACAAAUGUCCCCAGGGGCAGGUGGCCCCAUCCAGCUCUGCAUCGCUGGCCCUGUUGGGUCCCUGUGCCCCCCAGGACCGCGGCCCCCGGUGCUGCCCUCGGAGCGGUGACCACAGCCGGGUGCAGGAUGUGGACCCGGGCAGUGCCAGCCUGUGUCUGGGGGCUGCUUGGGCUCUCCCAGCCAAGGAGAGGAGGAAGGCAGAGAAGCCAAAAGCUGAUCUUGCACUCUACGAAAACCUGGACUUGGACAACUACGACCUGUCAUUGGACAACUAUGGCGAGAUCCUUGACCUGAGCAACUAUGAGGAGCUCUACGACUACGGUGACCUUGCUCCAAAGAUUGAGGUUGGCACCCUGGCUCCCCGCCCCAAGGACGUGCCCUGGGCUGUUUCGCUGAUGAAGGUGCUGGGGCUGAGACAGCGCUGGGUGCUCAAGACAUCGUGUCCCCACAGCCCGGGCAGGGGUGGGCGGGCACGUAGCUGCCUGCUCUGCCUGUGCAUCGGCACCUCCGUCUACUGCGACGACGCUGACCUGGAGCACAUCCCGCUGCUGCCGCCCGAGACCACCUACCUCUACGCCCGCUUCAACCGCAUCGGCGCGAUCCGGGCCGGCGACUUCACGGGGCUGAAGAAGCUGAAGCGAAUAGACCUGACCAGCAAUUUCAUCUCCCGGGUGGACACGGACGCCUUCCGCCUGCUCCCCAGCCUGCAGGAGCUCAUCCUGCCCGAGAACAGGCUGACGGCACUGCCCGAGCUGCCCCGCGGCAUCGUCCGGCUCGACGCCCGUCUCAACAGCAUCCCCAGCACCGGCCUCCAGCCCGAAGCUUUCCGGGACCUGAAGCAGCUGCAGUUUCUCCAUCUGUCCGAUAACCAGCUGGACUAUAUCCCGGCCCCCCUGCCCGAGAGCCUCCGCUCCCUGCACCUCCAGAACAACAACAUCCAGACCAUGCAUGAGGACACAUUCUGCGACAGCCAGGACCACAGCCAGAUCCGCAGGGCUCUGGAGGACAUCCGCCUCGACGGCAACCCCAUCAACCUCAGCCUCUUCCCCAACGCCUAUUUCUGCCUGCCCCGCCUGCCCACGGGCCGCUUCUUCUGA